Molecule: messenger RNA, 1065 nt
Organism: Diabrotica balteata
Lineage: Eukaryota; Metazoa; Arthropoda; Insecta; Coleoptera; Chrysomelidae
Source: the annotation of a GenBank genome assembly
AUGAAUAAAACACUUGAUGUAAUUAGUGUAAUAGUUCCCAUUUAUAAUGGGGCUAAAUGGAUAGACCUCUGUUUUCAUAGCAUUUUCAAGCAAAAUGUAGAUGAUACCCAGUUUCAAUUGGAAGUGUGUGUCUGUAAUGAUUCUAGUACAGAUGAAACAUCAACAUUACUGGAAAAAUGGAAAGAUCAUUUUCAAGAAGCUGGUGUAUCUUUAAAAUUAUUUAAUAAUAUAAGUGAAAAUCCUGGAGGAGUUGGAUUUGCCAAAAACAAAGCUGUUUCAGUCAGUACAGGAAGAUUUCUGUGCUUUCAAGAUAUAGAUGAUGUGAUGUUACCAGAUCGAGUUCAAAAGCAGUUUCAGGUUGCUGUAAAUUCUUCAGUUGAUACAAUUGUGGGUGCUCAGUUUAAACGUGAGCCAGAGGAUUCCACAGUUCGCUACACUAAAUGGGCUAAUUCUUUAAGUCAGGAACAACUGAGCCUUCAAGUAUUCACAUCACAUGGUCCUACAGUAAUAAUGCCUACAUGGUUUUUGUACAGAGCUCAUUUUGAUAAAGUAGGUGGAUUUGUGGAAAAGGGAAAAGGAACUCCAGAAGACUUAAUUUUUUUCUAUAAGCAUCUUGAUCUUGGUGGAAAAAUUGUUAGAGUAGAUGAGUGUUUGUUGAUAUACAGAUUUCAUUCUGACCAAGCUACUUUUUCUGUUCAUCAGGACACCAUCUGGAACUUACGAGUAGAUAGGUUACAAAAGGAAAUUUUAAGUGACUGGCCACAGUUUACCAUUUGGAAUGCUGGUAAGCAAGGCAAGAAACUGUACAACUCUUUAUCGAAGGAAAAUCAAGCAAAAGUAGUAGCUUUCUGUGAUGUAGACGGUAAUAAAAUUGGUAAACCUUAUAUACCAUAUAAUCCUAAUGAUCGUAAAGGAAAGAAAAAAAUGAUUGAAAUCGUGCAUUUUAAAGAUGCACUUCCACCAUUGGUUAUUUGUGUAAAAAUGGAUAUGACUGGUGGAGUCUUUGAAAACAAUUUGCAGUCUUUAAAUCUUCAAGAAGGUCUAGAAUAUGUAAUAUUCAGUUAG